Plasmodium reichenowi is the source of this 2460-nucleotide messenger RNA. RefSeq names its product metabolite/drug transporter, putative. Lineage: Eukaryota; Apicomplexa; Aconoidasida; Haemosporida; Plasmodiidae. Bases 1 to 2460 code for a protein of 819 amino acids. The transcript has a single exon. Gene Ontology annotation, cellular component: membrane. The record is from RefSeq and is a predicted model, not a curated record. Gene Ontology annotation, biological process: transmembrane transport. Gene Ontology annotation, molecular function: transmembrane transporter activity.
AUGGAAAAAGUAGAUACAGCAAACAAUGAUGGUGAAAAAUGCAAGAAUAACAUGUUUAUAAUAAAAAGGAUAUUUUGUGAUUUAAAAAAUUUAUUUCCAAAAAGUAAAGUACAAUAUACAUAUGUAAAUGUAUUAUUAUUAUCUUUAUUUUUUACCUUUAUACAUAAAUAUUUGGAUCAGACAUUACCAUCAUUAUAUAAAUCAAUCGAAAACGAUUUCAAUGUUGAUGUGAAAAGUUUAUAUUAUAUGAACACCCUAUAUAAGUUAGCAUAUUCAGCUUCGAACUUUUUUUUUGCUUUAUUUUUUGAUUAUACUUUUAAAAGAAUCGUUUGUACAAAAUAUUAUGAUAAAGAAAAAGAAGAAGAUCGAAGUACCAAUAAUACGACGAAUUAUGAAGUAAGUGUAAAAAAUGAUAGUGAUUACAAAGAAACGACAAAAUUAAUAGAUGAUAUGAGUAUCCAAACAAAUUACAAAGAGGAAGAUAUAUCAUGUGUUAAUAUAAGUAAAGAAGAAAAAGAAGAAGAAAUAAUAUUUCAUUCAGUAGAUGAUUCAGAUGAUUUAUUUAAGAAAUCCGAAGAUGUUACAAUAAGUGAAUAUGGUUAUAUUUUAAAUAUUCUUAUUAUAUCUUCUAUAAUAUAUAUAAUAGUCAUUUUAGGUAUUAUGAUUUCAAAUAGUAUAUUUAACUUUUUCUUUUUUAUGUUUGUGAUGGGUAUAAAUAAUUCAUGUAUAUAUAUAUUAAUACAAAAAAUAUAUACAAAUAAUGUAUUUAGUGAAAAUAGAAGCACCAUUUUUGGUUUCCUUCAUUUCUUUUCAUCUGUAUCUCAUAUGUUAUCCAUAUCAAUAAAUACAAAUUUGAGCAAUAAAUUAUAUUAUGGAUUUACUGGUUGGCGUAUUUGUUAUUUUAUUAUUUCCUUUUUUCCAGUUUUUGUUUGCAUCUUCAUUUUUAAAUUAAUAAGAAAUCAUAAAUUAAAAAAAAAUAAAACUAAAGAGAACUUUAUGAUGAAUUAUGUACUCUCGUUUGAUAAACUUACAGAUGUUUUUAAUGAGCCAAAAAAAAAGAAAAAGAAAUUAGAUAAAUUAGAGGAGCUUGAGGAACAAUAUCCAUCAUUGUAUUAUAAAAAAGAUAAAAUGGAUACAAAAUGUUCUAGUAAAAAAAAAGAACAAGAAGAUCAUAUUAUUCUAGAAGAUAAUGAAUAUAAUAAAAAAAAAAUAAGUCCCAAUGUAAAAGUAAAUACAUAUGAAGAUAAUUUUAACUUCAGUGAAGAAAAAAGUCCAAAAAAAAAAAAUGAAUAUAGAAAUUUAGAAAAUAAGGAAAUGAGUGAAAUAAUGAAUGGUACAACAAAAAUGAAUGAUGAUAAAAAUAUGAAUUCCAAGAAUAUUACUAAUUUUAAAAUGGAUAGUAAUAAUAUUACCAGAAGAAGUUAUAGCAGAUCAUAUAUAAAAGAAAAUCAAUUAAAAAUACAAAAUAAUAAUAAUAAUAAUAAUGAAUCUGAAGAAAAUUAUGUGAAUAACAUAUAUCAAACAUCAAAUGUUUUAUUAAAAUCUUCUUCAAUACCUUAUGAGAAUUAUAAAAAAAAAUUAUAUGAAAAUAAAAAUACGUUUUCAAUAUUUAAGAAUAAUAAUAAUAAUAAUAAUAAUAAUAAUAAUAAUAAUAAUAGGUAUGAAAAAAAUGAUAAAAACGAUAACAGAGGUGAAAUGGAUGAACUUUUAGGAAAUGAAAAACAGAAUACAUCAAAAUAUGAAUUUUCUUAUUUGUAUGAAAUAAAGUAUGUUUUUAAAAACUACAGUUUUUGGUUAAUGAUAACUAUGGGUAUGUUGAAUGGAAUACCUAAGCAUGUUUUAAGUUUAAUGAUUUAUUUUUUCCAGUAUUGUAAUAUAUCUGAUUUUAAAAGUGGUUUUAUCAUUUCAGUUAGCUGGUUGUGUGCAAGUUUAAUAUCACCAUUCAUUGGAAUUAUAAGUGAUUAUAUAUACAAAUUAAAUAAAGAUAUAAAUCGUCAACGUAUAGGAAUGUAUACACAUUGUUUUAGAAUUUUUCUUAUGUUUACGUUAUUUUAUUUUAUUCCAAAAGAAGCUACCUCUUUUAUAUAUUUUGUAAUUAUUUCAUUAUUUAUGGGAAUAUUAAGUGGAUGGAUAAAUAUUGGAACACACAAACCUAUCAUAAUCGAUAUAGUGAAACAAAGACAUACUGCUUUUAUUAUGGCAUUAAUGAAUGCAUUUGAAAAUAUAGGGUCUUCAAUUAUUGGAACAUUUUUAUUAUCUCAUUUGUUAAAUAAAUAUGAUUAUAUUGAUAAAAAAAAAAUACAUACUGUUGUAAAUGUCAAUGUUAACAAACACAAUGUUAAUGUUUUAUCAGAUGUCUUAUUAAUACUUACGUGUUUUCCGUGGUUAUUAUCUUUCUGUCUUUUAUAUGCUCUUAAAUAUACAUAUAAGAAGGAUAAAUUAUAUAAUAAUCUAAUAUAA